CGUUCUUUCACUUCCUGCCCACGCAAAUUGCACUUCUCAAAUCGUCCGCUGUUCUGGUUUAGAAGGCCAAAUAGCGACACGUCGACAUGUCUGCGGCGUUGCGUGUACUAUAUUCUGUGUCCCGGCCAGGCGCCUUUGCUGCUGGACACAAUCUGGUGCGUCCAAUCAGUCUGUCGGCCCAGAGAGAUGGAUUCAAGUACGUGAAUGCUCAGGAUCUGCCCACAGACAUGAAGUCCAUAACAGACCGAGCCGCUCAGACUCUGCUGUGGACGGAGCUCUUCAGAGGAUUGGGCAUGACCAUGAGCUACCUAUUCAGAGAGCCGGCCACCAUAAACUACCCGUUUGAGAAGGGGCCCCUGUCGCCCCGUUUCCGCGGUGAGCAUGCCCUGCGCAGGUACCCCUCUGGAGAGGAGCGCUGCAUCGCCUGCAAGCUGUGUGAAGCCAUCUGCCCUGCCCAGGCCAUCACCAUCGAGGCAGAGCCCCGAUCGGACGGCAGCAGGAGGACGACGCGCUAUGACAUCGACAUGACCAAGUGUAUUUACUGUGGCUUCUGCCAGGAGGCCUGUCCUGUUGACGCCAUCGUGGAGGGCCCCAACUUUGAGUUUUCCACAGAGACUCAUGAGGAGCUGCUCUACAACAAAGAGAAACUGCUCAAUAACGGAGACAAGUGGGAGGCUGAGAUUGCUGCCAACAUACAAGCUGAUUACCUUUAUCGAUAGACUGACUGGUGCGCAGAUACCCACACACCGACUGACCAUACUCCGUUGAUAACCAUGAAACGCACACAGAUGCGGUAUGACAGACUGGCACACACAUUGUAUAGAUAUUCGUCAGCCUCUUUGACACAGACACACGUCCAUUCAUACUGUACAGUUGAUCCAGAUCAAUGGUUCACACCCAGAUGUGUUUCCAGAGAUCCAGACAGCACUGUUGAUCUAUAUUGCAUAUAUCUAUACUGCAUAAAUAUUGAAUGGGACAAAUAAACAGCAGGAACCCACAGCUCUCCAGAACCAGUUCUGUGUGGACCACUGUAUUAAUAAGCUCAGUUCACCCACAGAGAGAAGCACCCUCAGUCUCCUGUACCGGCAGCCCGCCCACAUAUGCCUAUCCUGGGGCACAUUCAAUAGGGAUACAUUGUGGAAAUUUGCAGAAAGAAAUGACAUGAAUAGAGUUGACAUGAUUCUUUAUUCUACUUGUCAGAGAGGCAUGUUUGUUCUACGUACCAUAUUUCUAUCUGAAUGUUCCACGGUGCUGUGCCCUACUGAACACGCCCCUUAUGUCUUCCCUCAACAGUACUGUUUAUCUGAUUCGAGGGAAGAUAUUGCCCCUAACCACAGACCUAGGAUCAGAUUUAAGUAACCUUAACCAUUAGGGGCAAGGAAAUAAAUCUAACCAUGGUUACAGUGGUUAGGGACAACUACCUACUUUGUCCCAAAUGGCAUCUUACCUGCUAUAUAGUGCACUACUUUUGACCAGGGCCCAUAAGAUCCUGGUCAAAAGUAAUGCGCUAUUUAAGGAAUAGGGUGCCAUUUGGGAUGCAGUCAUACUGUUAUCAUUUGGUCAGAAAGCAUUACACAACCAGUUGGUACAUGAUACUCAGGUUCAAUUAUAAUAUCCUCAAACUAGUAGAUAUAUUAGCCUGCUGCAAACACAAAGUUAAAUGGGGGUUUGUUGUCAUGAGAAUUGUACAAAGGUUAAAUACUUGUGGACUUCAAAUUAUGAAGAAUAAAUAUUGUUCUGUCCGAA
Oncorhynchus gorbuscha (pink salmon) is the source of this 1746-nucleotide messenger RNA. RefSeq names its product NADH:ubiquinone oxidoreductase core subunit S8a (gene ndufs8a). NCBI's taxonomy places the organism in Eukaryota, Metazoa, Chordata, Actinopteri, Salmoniformes, Salmonidae. Gene Ontology annotation, molecular function: NADH dehydrogenase activity; 4 iron, 4 sulfur cluster binding. The record is from RefSeq and is a predicted model, not a curated record. Gene Ontology annotation, biological process: mitochondrial electron transport, NADH to ubiquinone; mitochondrial respiratory chain complex I assembly. The transcript is spliced from 7 exons. Gene Ontology annotation, cellular component: membrane. Bases 87 to 719 code for a protein of 210 amino acids.